AUGGAUAGUGUCAGCUGUACAGAAAUCACUAAUGCUUAUAUGAUGGAUGCUCCUGCCUGCAUGCAGGUAAUCCUGCUUCUUGAGGAGCGCCUUUGGGUAACUUCUCAAGAAUCUGGAACCAAACCAUUAACCUUCACAUUCGUGCCAUCCAUUGGAAGACUUCCAACUCAUUUUGAGGUUGUGGAUGUCUCUAAGUUCCUUGUAACAAUUCCAGAAGAGCCAAAGGAUCUGAGUAAUCAAGACAACAUAAAUAAGUCUAAAGCAGUCUCCGACGAUCUGGCUAUAAAGAGCGGUGCCAGACAAGACUGUGUGUCCACCGUCCAUACAGACAGCACUCAAACAGCUUUCCAGUUCCUGGCGCGUAACUCAAGCAAAGGAGAAAUGCAGGAGAAUGACCUUUUUAAGGCUGAGUUUAUCCUGAUUACGGAUUCCGGUGAUGAAGAUGAAGUAGCUGCUGCCUCGAACAACGUUCAUCAGACUUCCAAUGGCUACAGUCCCAUCAGUGCUCAGCUGCUGGCCAUGUCCCAUGUUUCCCCUGGCACCGGGGCAGGGAAACCUCCUGGUGAUGGGCAUGUUCCAGGUGCUGUGCUUUCCCACAGCACUGCUGAUCCACAAAAACAUCAG
Molecule: messenger RNA, 624 nt
Organism: Mesitornis unicolor (brown roatelo)
Lineage: Eukaryota; Metazoa; Chordata; Aves; Mesitornithiformes; Mesitornithidae
Product: muscular LMNA-interacting protein-like
Exons: 3
Biological process (GO): negative regulation of transcription by RNA polymerase II
Cellular component (GO): PML body; nuclear envelope; sarcolemma
Molecular function (GO): lamin binding; transcription corepressor activity
Source: RefSeq, a predicted model, not a curated record